Molecule: messenger RNA, 4977 nt
Organism: Xyrauchen texanus (razorback sucker)
Lineage: Eukaryota; Metazoa; Chordata; Actinopteri; Cypriniformes; Catostomidae
Product: rab GTPase-activating protein 1
Exons: 27
Coding region: 206-3436 (1076 amino acids)
Source: RefSeq, a predicted model, not a curated record
CUUACAGCAGUUGCUCACAUGCUGAACUUUGAAACGCUUUGAAAUCUGAGCUGUACCGUCAUGGUUUCAGUGGAAUGAUUACUCUUCACAACCGGCACGAGAUUAUGUUUUUGACAGGGUUUGAGCAGGACAUGGUCUCCCCCCAUCAGGUAAUUUUGCUCAUUAAACUGCCAUUCAUGAGCGCGUCUGGCUUGGUUUAGCAGUCAUGGAUGACAAGGCUUCAGUGGGAAAAAUUAGCGUGUCUUCUGAUUCGGUGUCUACCCUCAACAGUGAGGACUUUGUCCUGGUUUCCUGUCUGGGGGAUGAGACCCACUCCGCUAAUAAUGGUAGCGAUGAUGAAAAGACAGGACUAAAGGUGAUUUCUGAGGAAGAGGUCAGCUUUAAGAUUGUGGGGAACGGCAGUGAGCAGCAGUUACAGCAGGAGCUGGAAGAUGUGCUGAUGGACCCUUCUGUGACUGAGCUGAUGGGCAACCCGGACCAAUUGGGAGAGGGAGAUCAUGGCUACCCUACCACUGUUGCCAAGCCACUGUCCUGCACAACACCCCCUAAACUCAAGAUGAUGCUGCCUGUUCAGGGGCCUCAGGAGAGCGAACUCAACGAGAGAUCUUACAGGGAUGAGCCCUCUGAGAUGAGUCCCAGUACUCCAGUCCCAGACGAGGACAGUGUGGUGUUCAGUAAACUGACGUAUUUGGGCUGUGCAUCAGUGAACGCCCCUCGCAGUGAGGUGGAGGCCCUGCGUAUGGUCAGCAUACUUCGUAGCCAGUGCCAGAUGCCCCUGGACAUCACCCUCUCUGUGCCCGGAGUUUCGGAGGGCACCGUCAGAUUACUGGAUCCUCAGAGCAGCACUGAGAUUGCCAACUACCCCAUUUAUAAGAUCCUCUUUUGUGUUCGUGGCCAUGAUGGAACAUCAGAGAGCGACUGCUUCGCCUUCACUGAGAGCCACUACAACACUGAGAUCUUCCGUAUCCACGUCUUCCGCUGUGAGAUCCACGAGGCGGUGAGCCGAAUACUCUACAGCUUUGCCACAGCCUUCCGUCGAUCGGCCAUUAAAGCACCACUUGCUGCCAAGACCCUGCCCCUCACACCAGACAGCGAUGUCUUCACCUUCACCGUCUGUUUGGAGAUUAAAGAGGAUGAUGGGAAGGGCACAUUUAGUGCAGUGUCAAAGGAUAAGGACAGGCAGAGCUUUAAACUGCGUCCAGGCAUGGACAAGAAGAUAGUGAUCUAUAUCCAACAGACGUCCAACAAAGAGCUGGCCAUCGAGAGGUGUUUUGGUCUGCUCUUGAGCCCAGGGAAGAAUGUGAAGAACAGUGAUAUGCACCUGCUCGACCUGGAAUCAAUGGGCAAGAGUUCAGACGGGAAGUCUUACAUCAUCACAGGAAGCUGGAAUCCCAACACUCCGCAGUUUCAGGCUGUGAACGAGGAGACACCCAAAGAUAAGUUCAUGUACAUGACAACGGCAGUGGAUCUGGUGAUAACUGAGGUGGAGGAGCCUGUGAGGUUCCUGCUGGAGACACGGGUUCGAGUGUGCUCCCCCAACGACAGGCUCUUUUGGCCCUUCAGUAAACGCAGUUACACUGAGUCCUUCUAUCUUAAACUCAGACCCAUGGAGAACAAGGAGCGGAAGAGUAAUUCAGACACGCUGUAUGAAGUGGUGAGCUUAGAGAGUGAGACGGAGAGAGAAAGGAUGAAGACCACAGCUAGCCCCGGCAUACUGUCCUUUGGAUCUCACGGCUCUAUUGUGCCCUCGCCACCAGAGGAUGAUGAGGAGGAAGAUAAUGAUGAGCCCUUACUUAGCGGCUCUGGAGACGUGUCUAAGGAAUGCGGUGAAAAAAUUCUGGAAACUUGGGGCGAUUUGUUAUCCAAAUGGCAUCUGAACUUGGCUGUUCGGCCCAAACAGCUGCCGGCGCUGGUCCGCAGUGGUGUCCCAGAGGCCUUGAGAGGGGAGGUGUGGCAGCUACUGGCCGGAUGUCACAACAAUGACCACCAGGUGGAGGAGUACCGAACACUCAUUAUAAAGGAAUCUCCACAAGACAGUGCCAUCACUCGGGACAUUAACCGUACAUUUCCAGCACACGACUACUUUAAAGACACAGGAGGUGACGGGCAGGAUUCUCUCUAUAAGAUCUGUAAGGCAUACUCUGUAUACGAUGAAGUGAUUGGAUACUGUCAGGGGCAGUCCUUCCUCGCCGCUGUGCUGCUGCUACACAUGCCAGAGGAGCAGGCAUUCAGCGUGCUGGUGAAGAUCAUGUUUGAAUACGGUCUCAGAGAGCUCUUCAAGCAAAACUUUGAAGAUCUGCACUGCAAGUUCUUCCAGCUGGAGAGACUCAUGCAGGAAUACAUUCCAGACCUGUACACACAUUUCCUGAAUCUGGGUUUGGAAGCGCACAUGUACGCCUCCCAGUGGUUUCUCACUCUCUUCACAGCCAAAUUCCCGCUCUACAUGGUCUUUCACAUCAUAGACCUACUGCUGUGUGAGGGCAUCAGUGUCAUUUUCAAUGUGGCUCUUGCUCUACUGAAGACGUCUAAAGAUGACCUGUUACAGACAGAUUUUGAGGGUGCGCUGAAGUUCUUUCGAGUGCCUGUGCCCAAACGCUAUCGCUCAGAGGAGAACGCCAAGAAGCUCAUGGAGCUAGCAUGUAGUAUGAAGAUUAGUCAGAAGAAGCUAAAGAAGUAUGAGAAGGAAUAUCACACAAUUCGAGAGCAACAAGAACAGCAGGAGGCGCCAAUCGAGAGAUAUGAGAGAGAGAACCGGCGGUUACAGGAAGCUAACAUGCGUCUGGAACAGGAAAAUGAUGACCUGGCACAUGAGCUGGUCAGCAGUAAGAUCGCGCUGCGGAAAGACCUGGACAAUGCGGAAGAGAAAGCCGACGCUCUCAAUAAAGAGCUUCUCAUCACAAAACAGAAACUGGUGGACUCUGAAGAUGAGAAGAGACGACUGGAGGAAGAGUCUGCACAGUUGAAGGAGAUGUGUCGGAGAGAACUGGACAAAUCUGAGUCUGAGAUAAAGAAGAAUGGCUCCAUCAUUGGGGAAUACAAACAGAUCUGCACUCAGCUCAGCGAGCGUCUGGAGAAACAGCAGACGGCUAACAGAGGAGAGCUGGAGAAGAUCCGGCUGAAGGUGGAGGGCUGUGAUAAGUGCAGCAAUCUCUUCAAUAAGGAGGGCCGUCUGAAAGUGCUGAGUGUUCCUAAGGAGGGCAGUGAGGAGGACACAGACGAAGAGAAGGAGGCGCUGAAGAAUCAGCUGAGAGAGAUGGAGCUGGAGCUCGCCCAGACCAAACUGCAGCUGGUGGAGGCUGAGUGCAAGAUACAGGACCUAGAGCAUCAUCUGGGCCUGGCUCUGAAUGAAGUCCAAGCAGCCAAAAAGACGUGGUUCAACCGGACGUUAAGCUCCAUCAAGACUGUCACAGGAGCUCAAGGCAAAGAGAGCGUCUAACUGGACCACAGAGACACAACACUCCAGCCACUAACUAUCUCUCCCCUGUCCAGCGCUUGUACCCUGCAGCUGGCACAACAGAUGUUUUUUUUCUCUCUCCUUUUUCUUUUUUUUUUUUUUACUUCUAGGGUACCAACUAUCCAAACUGAAACUUACUGAAAGAAAAAAGACUUUAACGCCAGUCUUUCUACUACUGAUAUUAAACAGAGGACUGGCUGUGUCUUCUGCGAGAUAUUAACACUUCAUCCAUUGACAUACUCAAGACUACUUGCACAAACAAAGAGUCCCAGUUAAUAUACGGUACAAGUGCUGUGGGAAAACUAGUUUCCGUUCAACCGUAACUUUCGUUUGUGUUUGCUUUUUUGCAAGGUGAUGGCAAAUGCGUUGAUCCGUGUGCAUGUGUAUGACUGAAAAGGUCUGCUUUUAUUGUUGUGUGUGUGUGUGUGUGUGUGUGUGUGUGUGUGUGUGUGUGUGUGUGUGUGUGUGUGUGUGUGUGUGUGUGUGUGUGUGUGUGUUGGCCAAUAUUGUGGUUUCCAGAGGAAGACUUGGAGGAAGUAAAUAUGUCGCAGUGAACUUUUAAUUUGAUUCCUCCUUGAACCACUAGCUGACGCCCUUCUGAUAUUAACAAAAAUGAAUGGUGUAUAUGAUGAAUCAUGCACAGUGGGAUACAAUGAUUGUGUAUAUCCAUAGCCACACAACGGGCUGAUCUAUAAAGGACUGCUUGUUUGACCGAAAGGUCAAAGGUCAUUCACAAUCUGCAGUCUUCUGUAGUGACUGUGUUGCGGCUAACCAGAAAGGCGCUCUCUAAAGCGAAGCACAUGUUUUGAUCGGCAAGCACAUCUCAAGCUAAAGGAAAAGCUCAACCUUCAGCAGUCACUUUGUUUGUGUGUGUGUGUGUGUGUGUGUGUGUGUGUGUAAAGAAUACUUUGCAGUAAGGUCUUUGCACCUUACAGACAUAUUUAUAUUGAUAUUUGGCUUGCUAAAGUUAUUGUUGUUGGUUAAGGGCCUGUGUGCCCUAUUAAGACAAAAGGGGCUGUUCUAAGAGGCAGUGCGUUUGUAAAUAAAAAUAAGCAUAUGAUUUUUUUUUGGGGGGGGGGGGGAUUAAUUUUAUAUUUCAAACUCUACUAGGUAACUGUACUAAUGUUGCCUAAUUGUACUGUGCUACAAGAUUAUUACUAAUUGUUUGCCUUUGUCUUCAAUUUCAGACUGCUGUCUCAUUAUUACACGCCAAAUGUACCUUUAUUAAGCAUUACAUCCGUGUGGACAUUGUACUAGUUUAGGUUGCAUUGUGUAUACUUCCAUGAAUUUCAGUAUAAAGAUAUGAACACAUGUUUCCUGUGGUAUUGUGUUAUUUAUUAUGUGUCUAAAAUGUUGUGGCCUAAUAUUACCAUGUAAGACUGCUACAAGUGAAAGUGGUAAAAACAAAUUAUCCCUCAAAUUUGAAAAUUACACCACUACCGUGGUAGGUUUUAACACUAUAUAAAUCAUAGGCACAGAGGGAGAGAGGCACAUUAUUAAAUUUGUUAUCAUUGUUAGCCUUU